CUAAUUUACUCAGAGCACUGAAGGAAUGAGGUAAUGCAGUACUCGCAGUACCAGUAUGGAUUUACCUGCCAAUUCCCCAGAUUUCCAAGGAAAUAAUUUAUGCACUCGUAUUCAAAUAAAUCCAACUUUUGUUUUUAAAAUUCUGGAAACCACAGCGUAUAUAGUUUUCAAUCUCCACAAAACUGACUGGGCUAUCUUCAUUUAUGAUCUACAAAUUUGAUAUAGAUUAGAGUUACAUUUCGUGCGUAACCUAAAGUACAACGCGUUCUGAAUGGAUAGUUCGAUCACGUAAUGAAAGUUCUUUUGAAUGGAGAACAACCCAAAAACAUUGUCGCGGAGAAUCAUCGCUAAAAAAGAAACAUAUAAAACAAGAAACAUGAAAUGAGUUAUAUUUUAAAUGUGUCCAUUACUCUUCAUAAUAAAUUAUGCAACUGCGCCGCGAGUUGCACCAUGCGGGCUUGUUAUCAAGAAAGCAAUUGAUUUGUGUGCUCAGAACCAAGUUACGAAGCACUGCUACAAAAAGGAUGUCGCCAAUAACGUUAACAAUUCUAAACGAACACUUGAUAUCUACAGGAAAGUUCCAAAAGACCUUACACAGCCUACAUAUACAGGAGCUUUCAUUUCCAUUUGCUGCUGCAUGUUCAUGCUGUUCCUUUUCUUGUCAGAACUGACUGGGUUCAUUGCCACUGAGAUAGUGAAUGAAUUGUACGUCGAUGAUCCUGACAAAGAUAGCGGAGGAAAAAUUGAAGUAAAUCUAAAUAUCAGCUUACCUAACCUUUCAUGUGAUGUUGUUGGACUGGACAUCCAGGAUGAAAUGGGAAGACAUGAAGUUGGUCAUAUUGAUAACUCCAUGAAAUUGCCUCUAAAUAAUGGCCAAGGCUGCAGGUUUGAAGGACAAUUUAGCAUUAAUAAGGUACCAGGCAAUUUCCACGUAUCCACGCACAGUGCUACAGCACAACCAGAUAAUCCAGAUAUGACUCAUAUAAUUAACAAAUUGACAUUCGGAGAGAUAAUAGAGGUUAAAAAUGUUCAAGGUGCUUUUAAUGCUCUAGGUGGAGCAAGUAAACUUGCUUCAAAUCCUCUUGCAUCACAUGACUAUGUAUUGAAGAUAGUCCCGACUGUUUAUGAAGAUUUAAAGGAAAAGCAGCGUUUUUCCUAUCAGUAUACUGUGGCACAAAAGGAAUAUGUCGCAUACAGCCACACAGGGCGCAUUAUCCCUGCUAUCUGGUUCCGAUAUGACCUCAGCCCAAUCACUGUAAAAUAUGUUGAACGGAAACAACCAUUAUACAGGUUUAUUACAACAAUCUGUGCAAUCAUUGGAGGAACAUUUACAGUUGCUGGGAUCAUAGACUCCUGCAUUUUUACAGCAUCUGAAGCUUGGAAGAAGAUUCAGCUGGGCAAAAUGCACUAGCAGUAACAUAUACCAUUACUGAGCCAUUAACAUAUACCAUUACAGUUUGCCAGUAGCUGGUUUAAAAUAAAUUUGCAUCACUUUUUAUUUAUGUCAGUCCAUCAGUCAAGGUUAUUCAAAGUUAGUUAGAUCUCGGGCAAUUUUUUUUACAUGUGCUCAUCACAAACAGAAAAAUGUCCGAAAUGAGGUUUGCAUAUCUAAAUUGAAAAUGUUCUUGAAUGAAGAAAAAAUCAUUCUGCACUUCUCGCUUUACUAGUAGUAAAUUAUAUUUGGAAGGAAACCGGUGACGUGGUUGAAGAAAGUCUAAAGCUGAGAACUAUUUGAGAAAUACAGAAUUUGCUUAUUCUGGCUUCAGUCGAGAACAUAACACUGGACAAUGAAGAACCACCUGUUUUUUACAUUUUUACGCUUCUUUGAUUAAAGUUGGGUAUAAUUAGAAUUUUUUCUAUUUUCUUUUAACAAAGUUCAACAUACUACUUAAUCAUCAGUUGACUCGGUCUUUAGAUUUCUGAUGAUCCCAAUCCAAGAGAAAGUAAGAUUGUCAUGGAAGUGAUGGGUUAUAAAUUUCUGAACGAUUCGAUUUCUAAUAAAAUGUGUGAAAAUGCUGUAUUUGUAUUGUGUGGUAUCCUAAGGUAGCUUGUGUGCCAUGUCUUGCUUUGUGCAUAAUUGACAAACGUGCAAAGAUUAAAUGGUGUAUUGCAAAUGUUCAAAAGGGCAUAUUGCACACAAAAUGUGAAAGCUUUAAGGAUGUUGUAAAAUUAUGAUGGGUGUUAUAAAAUUAUGAUCUGUGUUCAUAUUAAAUGCCAUUUUGUAUUGUUACUUACCAGUAACUCAACACGUUAAAUCUGAUAGCUUACUGGAUGCAACAUUUUAUGCUGGAAUUUUAAGUCAAAAUCUGGAACUUAGUUGAAGAUGUGCUGGAGGAAGGCUCUGGAGAGAAAUUUAUGCUUGGUUUCCAGUGCUAAUUAGUGCAAGUGUAUUAGCUGUUGACUGUUCUUGCCUCACAUUUUUAGUUCCAUCAAAGUUAGUGGAACUUAUUGUGCAGUACAUACAAUAGGCUGCCAGUGUAUUUCCAUACGUUCAGAACAAGAAACCAAAGAUGAAUUUCCUCCUGUUGCCUUACUUCUGUAAGCUGAAAUUAUUUGAAAUGAACUAUUUAAAAGGAAUAGAAGAUGUUUUCCUUGUAUGGUUGUUGAAAAUAUAGUGACACUGAAAAUUCCACCAAGCAGCUAUUUCAGUUGCUAACUAAAAGUUAGUAGGCAUGUUAAUAGAAGAUCAGCUAUUGGGUGAGAAAAAUAGCUUUGAAGAUAUUUUUUUAAAAAUGCUGAUGAAAAAGUGUGAGUGGUAACAUUUUGAUGUUUUUUUACUGAUGCAUACAUGCCAAAUAUCUUGAAUAAUCGUAUGAUUUUCUCUAAAGAUAAUUUAAACUAAAUGUUUCUCAAAAAAAUCUUCAGAAUUUUGAAAAAUCAUUUCUUUAUGGCAAUGUAUCUACUAUUAAUUGCUCUUGAGUGGCCACCGAAGUUCAGGGUGAAGAUACUGUAGUAAUACUAUUGGGUUAUGUGUGUUCUAAGAUAUUAACUCAACGGUACUGAAAGAACUGCAAACAUAUUUCCAGGUUGGGUUGGUGUAUGAGGGGAAUUUUGUAAGUGGUGGUGUUCACAUGCAACUGCUGUUCUUGUCAUCAGAAGUCACAACAUUUGAAGAUGCUUUUGCAGAAGCCUUAGCAAGUUGCUCUGGUGUCAUCUUACAGCCACAUGGAAGGAAUAAAUAUUUAGUAUGGUGAAUCAUGUCCCAAUCAAGCCAGCUGCUUUGUUGUGGUUAGUGUCAAGCUUAUAGAUUGUGCUGAGCUGCAAUUUUUUUAAAAAUUUUAUUUACAGCGUGGUUACAGGCUCUUCUGGCCCAACAAGUCUGCGCUGCCCAUUUUAAACCCAAAUUAACCUACCUGUACGUUCUUGCAAUGUGGGAGGAAACCGGAGCACCCGAAGGAAACCCACGCAGACACGGGAGAAUGUAAAAACUCCUUACAGACAGCGACGGGAAUCGAACCCCGAUCGCUGGUGCUGUAAUAGUGUCGCGCUAACCGCUAUGCUACCAUGCCGCCCCAGUCUUCCAAUCUUCCAGGCAAGUGAAGAAUACUCCAUCACACUCCUAACUUGUGCCUUGUAUAUGACUUUUAGGAAAAGCUUCAGUGAGGUUAUCACAAAAUAGCCAGCCUCUAACCAGGUUCACAGCUACGGUAUUUAUAUGAAUGGUCCAGUUAAGUUUCUGGCAAAUGGUAGUCCCCAGAUCCUGGAUGGUGUAGGAUUUGAUGACAAUGCAAGAAAAUUUGGUUAGUCUGUCCUGUUUUAGGUGGUGAUUGUAAUGAAUUGGUGUGUGAUGGAUAUUAAAUUAUAGCUAUCAGUUAGGUUUUGCUGUAUGUGGGCACAGACUGUUUAAUUAUCAGAGAUGCUAUGAAUGCAACGACGCUUUUCAAUCAUCAGGCACUUCCCUCACUUCUGACCUGUUGUUGGGGUCACAGCAUUUGCUAUGUCUGUUUCCUAAUAUCACAUUCUUAAUUUGCUGUAUUUGUUUCUUAAUAAUUGAAUAGUUUUGGCUGAAGACUGGCUUCUGUAAUGGUGGGGUUCUCCAUAAAGAAGCUAAGUUGCAUCAUUUACUUGGCAUUUCUGCCUGUAAACACGUAAGCCUUUUACACUCACAUAUGGGAGUCUGGCUUCAUUGAUGAUGAGUACAUUCAUGAAACAUCUUACUCUCGUUUGUUUCACUGGCAACUUGUAUUUUGGUAAUAUGAUUUAAUAAAUCUUAUCUGAAAAUUGAUACGAGGUAAAGGCCACAGAUGAAGUAGCUCAAGAUUGGUGGGUCUGUAAGCAGUUCUGUAACAUUGUCUGGAGGCUGAGAUGAUUAACCUCCUAGUAACCACCACAACCUUCUUUUGUAUGAGAUGUGACUCCAAACAGUUGACUGUUUACUUAUCUCCCACUAAUUCCAAUCAACUUCAACUUAAGGGAUCAUUGAUGCAUUUGGUUAGGUGCUGCCUUGGAAUCAAAGACUUUCACCUUGCCUCUAGAAUCCUGCUCCAUUCCCGAUAUGGACAAAAAUGUAAUACUGAGUUCUGGAACUUACUUGUCUUGAUGGAACCCAACCUGAGCAUUGUCAAGCAAGUUAACCAAGAGUAAAUGGCACUUGGAAGCUGAUGGCGACAGUCCUAUCAGCAGGUAAUGAUUGAGAAUAGAUUCAUGGAGUUGUAUUGGUGAGGUUAUAUCUGUCUGACCUUUUGGGGUUAUGCCCUACCUGUUACAGGUUGGUAAUAUGGUUAAUUCUGAUCACUAGUCUUCAGUAAUUACAGCUGAAAUGUUUAUUUGGGUCACAGUGUUUGAUCAUUUGGUGCAGUCAAUUGUUUCUGAAUAUCAUGUGGAUCGACUCGCUUUGGUUGAGGUUGGCUCUCUGUAUUUGUGGUAUCUAUUUAGAGGUGAAUUUGGCGCAUUGCCUACAAACAUUUAUGUCAUACACUCACAUGCUGAGGUCUGGCACCAUUGAAGAUGAAUGUUUUCUUGGAGGCUCGUGCUUCCGUGAAUUGUUUAAUUGAUCACCAGCUUCUACAAAAUAUGAUUUAAUCUUUUGAAAAUUGAAAUGGAUUAAUGUAGGAAGAAAUAUUUUUCAGAAUUUUACAGGCUUCUGUUGUAAUUCCUACAGUGUAGGUGUAAUAUAAUCCUGUUUCAUUACUAGCUUGUGCAAUUUUUUGGCAAUUCUUGUUUGAAGGCCAAAUUUGGUCUCUUGAGGCAAAAACUUUUUUUAAAUAUAAAGCAACAUGCACCACAAAAGUUUGGAAGCUACUCAGUCUGAAUAGUUCCUUUCAGUUGCUUGUAUUUGAACAUUUGUGUAAGUUAGAAUAAGAGCUACGUGGUUGCAUUUUGAAAGAAUGUGCAGUUCCACUUUUUAGAACAAAUUCCUUUUGUAUUGUUGUGGUAAUAUCGGCUGGUUAGCUAGACUCUUUUCUGCACUGCUGCAAUAAUUAUGCCAUCUGGUAGUUUAGUGAAGCCAAGGGCUGCAGCAGUGCCAAAUGACAUUUUUAGCAAUGAACUUAAAUUGUACUAACUACAAAAUAACAUUUUUAGAUUUGAUAAUGUUCCACACAUCUGUCACCAUUUACCAACAAUGGAAAAUACAGCUGUAUGUCACUGGUCUUAACUGCAUUGAAUAAGUAUUUCUUUUCUUUCAUUUAAGAUGUGUCAUUCUUGCAACACUGAAACAAAAUGGUCCACCUUGCUAAGUUCUGCAGAAGUUCCACCUUUUAAAACAAAUAAUACUGGAAAAAUUACAUUUUCUACCUGUCUUUACUGAUCAAAGUAUUUUAAUGACGGCAUUUUUCUUAUCAUUAGAUGGGUUAAGCAGGGGAAGAGCAAUGUAAAUGGAUGAAGGCACAAAUAUUGAAGAAAGUUGCUCUCUUCCCAGAUGAUAUUCAGACAUCCAUUUACUUCAUGGGUGUUUCCCUUGUUGUUAGAGCUGCAUUGAUUGAACACAGAUGAAAAUUAAUGUGCAGUUCUUCUUUAUUACCCCCCCCCCCACCCUUUUUACAUUAGCAUUUACAUUUUGGACGUUUGUGUACUUAUUAAACAAAAGAAAGUCAAAAAUUCUGUUGCAUUAUUUGUUGGCUAAAUUGGGAGUUUGAUCCUUUGCCUCCCGAAAGUGUUUAAAAAGAACAGCACUUAUAUCUGAUUCAAGAAAUCGCCAUGGUAACCUUGGCAUUCAUGUUUUUCUAUAAAUAUUAGCAGUAGAUUUUGCCUGCAGCUUCAUUAAGUGUGAAUUCAGUGGAUUGCGUGGAACCAUCGGUACUAUUUGGCUGCUGAGUAAAUUGCCAACUAAAUGUAAAUGUAUUCAUUUCAUCAGUAAGGGGAAAAAUUGUGGCUUAUUUUAAAUGAGGAGUGAAGGAAGCUCUAGAAGAUUUAGAGAAUGUGUGGACACAGAUUAGUAGCGUUGACAAUCAAAGCAGUUUGUUCUAUCAUAUUAAUUGUAUGAUUUGGAGGAUAAUGCACACAAGAUCAAUAAUUUUUUAACAAGAUCUUAUUUCUGAAUUUUUUAAAUUUAAUUUGUUCCAUAACUUGAUUUAGGAUUACUACCCACGCAUAGAUUUUGCGAAUGUUUCCCUGGUUGGGUGUCUGAAGUUAGGGUACAUGGUUUCAAGCCAUUUCAGACUAAGAUGAGGAGAAUUUUCUUCGCGCAGAAGGCUGUAAUGUUUGGAAUUUUCUGCCCCAGGGGGCUGUAUGGUCAAGGCUGAGAUACAUUUUUGGACCAUAGGAGAAUUGAGGAUGACUUGGGAUCAUGUAGGAAAGUGGUGUUGAGGACAAACAAGGGAUUAGCUGUGAAAAAACAGUGGUGAAGCAGGCUCUUAAGGGGACAUAUGGCCCACUCCUAUGCCUUACGUUCAUGAAUGCUGAAGAUAAUUGUGAGACCAAACAAUGGCCAGUGUUAAGUAACAUUGUCCUGUAAUCUGCCUGUGGGUGGCUAGGUAUUUUUUUUAUUUCCGGUGUGCAGAAUUUGUGAUAAUGAGAUGGCUGCACAAAUAGAACUGAUUCUAAUCUUUUGGUAAUAACCGAAUUCAAGAAAAAAAAUCUCUCAACGGACCAGGAUGCCUGUUUAGAUUUUGUUUUCGAUUAUUUCUGUCAGCUUUCUGGGAUUAGGCAAAGUUUGGUUUUAAAGUUGUAUUAAAUCUGAGGGAGUGACUUGCCAUGUGCUUGAUUCUCUUCAAUGUUUGGUUGGAUUACUUCGAGGAUGAUACUUAGUCUAACAUUUUGUCUGUAUGUUGGUGAUUGAUUAUUUGAUUAGCACACAGAGAAAACUGAGGAAGAGAUAUUCAUUUUAGGUUAUAUUUGCAUCAAGUGAAAGAUGCUUCCCAAGUGCACUGGUUCCCUCAACCAAGUCAUUUUUAAUAUCAAUGCUAUUCUGUAAAUUUGUAAUGUUUCUGCAAGUGAAAAAAUGUAUGACAGGGUUAAAUAUACCAAUAACAUUUCAUAGGAUCUCUGAAAUUUUACUGGUAUAUUUAAUCCUGCCACAUUUAACCCUUCAAAAUGUACAUCAGCUGGAAGGAGGCCAUCGGUGGAGAGAUGUGGGACGGAAACAGUCCUUUGGCCCAAUGAGUCUCUGCCUGCCAAUUGUUCACAAUCUAAUUGGUGUGCGUGGAAGCACUUCAUGUAAUAGUAUUGAGGAUGAUACCUGAAUUCCUUUUUAGGAAGGUAUUGCUUUCUAUUUUUAUUACACUGAUUCAUCAGCCUUCUAUCAACAUUCUGCUUCCUGAUUAUUUCUCUCUAUCACAGUGAUCUGAAUUGUUGGGGGAAUGUAUUUUGAAUUUACAUUCCUAAUUUUCAUAAAUCCAUAUAAAAGAGGCCACACCUAUGUGUGGAGAUUAUAUUGUUAUGGGAAGUAUCCACUUUCAAGGAUCAGACUCUUCCCAUGCUUUUCCUCUGCCACUUGCCAUGAGGUACACGAUAUGUAAAGGCUGCAUAAUCCAAUUUUGUAAAUGUUUAAAUAAUUCAUGUGAAUGAAAUACAGUAAAUAAAACUUGAACUAUUUAACUACAUUAACAAAAAUUGUAUGGCUUAGUUAUCUUUAGUUUUGUUUAAAGUUCCUUUUCUCCUCUCUCUGCUUUUUUUUCCCCCUGUAUUAUUCAUCAUUAUUUCUGGGUAAGGAAGUAGACUGUUGGCUGACUCAGCACAUGGUUAACAAAAAUCAAACACCAUAGCAGCUGGGAGUGGGAAUUUAAUUUUGAUUUUCUUCCAGACUUCAGUGGAAAAUUGCCUAAUCCCAACCUCAUUUUGUGGCUUCCACCCACAGAAAGGCUGUGGCAGUUGGUUGAAUCAGUGUGUUGUGUUUCAUGUAGAGAUGGCAAGCCUUAGUGAAGUCUGACAGCCACGCUGGAUAAUAUUUCAGAAUAAUCAGUGAAAGGGCAGAAGGUUUGACGUAGCAGGGAGGGAUUUCUGGAAUUUAGUGCAAAGAAACUUCCUGAAUUUUAUGUAUCAUCCUUUCUAUUAGCAGUUUAAUUAGUAGUUUUAUAAUUGUUCUGGUAGGGAUAGGGGAUAGAAGGAUGUAUAUAAAUAAAAUAUCUUUUAAUGACAAAGGCACUCCUAUUGAAACAUUUAAUGAAAAUAUUUUAAUCUUUUACUUAUUCAAGGCAUUUAUUGUCCAUCCCAAAUUACCCUUGAGAAGAUGGCAAAGAGCUUCCUUGAAAUACUGCAGUCCUUCAGCUAAAAGCUAUUCCACAUUGUGGUUGGGUAGGGGUUGCAAAAAUCUGGAUGCAGUGAUGAUGGCAGAGUUCAAAAAACACUGACAUAUUUCCAAAUUGGAAUGGUGUGUGACUUGGAAGGGAAAUUGCAGUUGUUGGUGUUUCUUUGCACCUGCUGCCCUUCCCUUUCAAGGCGUUUAUGGGUUUGGAAGAUGCUAUCAAAGUAGCCUUGGUGAAUAACUGCAGUUUACAGAUCUGUGGCCCACCAGCUAUCUCUUGUAGCCUGGCCAGAAGCCUCUACCAUGGGCUUCAUGGUUACUGUAUUAAUGCUAACUCAAAUCUUUCACAGACCAAAACCUAACAGUGCAAUACAACAAAUCCCUCCACUGGUUAGCAUUCAGAAAGUCAAGUUCUGCUUUAUAGCAACUGUUGGCUGAGUAGCAGUGCACAAACCUGCACUCCACGCAUUCUUGGGAGUAGUUCCACGUCCAUUCUGAAUUAUAACUCCAUUGAUCUAGUACUUAUGCCUUUUUCCAAAGUGUCAGAAUCAAAGUGCCUUUCAGAUCCCUCUCUGGAUGUCCUGAACUGCUCUAAGGCCACUAAAAUACCUUGCUUGCCAUGUUUCUUGUAUUACAAUUUACACACACACUAAUGGAUUACCUGUGGGAUAAAUUUUGGCCAGGGCUGUGGCACUACUUAACUCAAAGGAUCCCUUGACAUAAUCUCAAUUCCAUUAGAAAGCAGAGAUUUCAUCCAACAGUACUGCACUGACUCAUUAUUUCACAAAGUCUUGGCCUGGAUUUUAGUGCUCAGAUUUAGGAUGGGGGCUUGAAUCUGCAUCCUACUGAUUCGGAGGUAAGAGUGUUAACAGCUGAGUCACAGCUCACAUACUAUGUUACCUAUUGUGAUGAAUAUCACCCUUAAUAUUAAACACUGUCACACAGCCUCCCCAGUUGUCAACUUCCACUCUGUUUUUCUACCUAUCUUGUAUUGACUCUACUAUUGACAAUGCAAUGUAAAUUAGAACUUGGUAACUGAACUCUUGUCAGUCAGAGCAGUCGUCAACCAUUUUGCUGCCUCACCAUUACACUGCUGACUAUCUGACACAUUGGGAUCUCUUAAUUCAUGCAUGAAUUUGAUGCAUAAAAACCAUGAAAAGAAGGCAGGAAGUAGAUAAUGGCAACAUUCUCUGGUUGUGCUGUCUACCAAACCCCCAGGCUUGUUGAGGGAUGUAAAACUCACUGUGAGCAAAUUAUGCUGUCAAGCACAAAUAUUCCAUCAUGACUUUCUGCAUUUUAGAUAAAGGAACUUUUAAUUGAUUUUUGGUAACUGUUAAUAAACUUGUGUUUCACAAGUCACUCUAAUUUUGACAUUUUUCAUUGGAAAUAUGUGUACUGCUAGUGUUUUUAAUCCAAUCUAAGUUGAGCUAUUUGCUGUAAAUACAUAGACUUGAGUCUAACUUCAAUAUGCCUAUUGUUGUUUUUGGAUUUUCUACUUAUUUCAGAAUGCUCCUGUUUUUAUAGUUUAUUUUUAAGGGUUUCUCUAUUUCUGUGACAUAGCUGGACAUAUUAAAGGACGGGGAGUUUUGUGCAUAUAUAAACUAUGCAGUAAUAGUCUUUUACCUACUGAUAAUGAAAAUUUAUUUACAUUUCACCACAUACUGAUAUAGAUGGACUUUCAAAGGUGCACACUGACGUUUAGAGAUAUUCACACAGAUAUUGGAACGUGUAGAUCUAUGGUUUUUGAAUUGGCUUAUAGUUUGUCAACUACAUCAGUUUAACUGUAGAUUACUUAAGGUUCCUGAAAAAGUCAAAACAUAUACAUGAAUAAUUUCAGCCAUCUCAAAAUAACUUCAGUAGGUGAAGGGGUUUAAAUAAAAGGAUGUAUUCAUUUAAUGACCAUAUUUUACUCUGAAGAUGG
Pristis pectinata (smalltooth sawfish) is the source of this 10544-nucleotide messenger RNA. It is a transcript of the gene ergic1, whose product is annotated as endoplasmic reticulum-golgi intermediate compartment 1. Lineage: Eukaryota; Metazoa; Chordata; Chondrichthyes; Rhinopristiformes; Pristidae. Gene Ontology annotation, cellular component: endoplasmic reticulum membrane; endoplasmic reticulum; COPII-coated ER to Golgi transport vesicle. The transcript has 10 exons. Bases 398 to 1411 code for a protein of 337 amino acids. Gene Ontology annotation, biological process: endoplasmic reticulum to Golgi vesicle-mediated transport; retrograde vesicle-mediated transport, Golgi to endoplasmic reticulum. The record is from RefSeq and is a predicted model, not a curated record.